This is a messenger RNA of Juglans regia (Persian walnut), 1023 nucleotides long. RefSeq lists its product as uncharacterized. NCBI's taxonomy places the organism in Eukaryota, Viridiplantae, Streptophyta, Magnoliopsida, Fagales, Juglandaceae. Gene Ontology annotation, biological process: ubiquitin-dependent protein catabolic process via the multivesicular body sorting pathway. The record is from RefSeq and is a predicted model, not a curated record. Gene Ontology annotation, cellular component: ESCRT I complex. The coding region runs from base 107 to 787 and encodes 226 amino acids. The transcript is spliced from 5 exons. Gene Ontology annotation, molecular function: ubiquitin binding.
ACGAACACGACCCGUUAACACGAUUUGACACCCCUACUCCAAGCUCUUUCUUUCGAAGAAGAGAACUCUUUUCCUCUGCAGCAAUCUCUUGUCUCUCUCUAUAGAAAUGGACUACGAUUUCAGGACUAGGUCCGGCGCAUCUUAUGACCCACAAGUUCCGAUGUACCGGACAGCUUCAUCAUCGGCGCCGUCCCCCCACCCGAUGUACGGACCUUCGCUCUAUCCCCGCGUCGGUCAACCACAACCCGGCCACACCGUGGUCCCUUCUGCCGCAAAUCGCCCCUCUUCCUACCACCACCACACCACCACCACCUCCUCCUCUUCUUCUUCUUCAGGAUUGGGAAUUAGGGUUAUGAUUAAACCGCAAUAUCGGAUCACUCCUCCGCCUCAAUUAUCACCACAAGUAGGGGAUAUUCCCCGAAGCAAUUUCCAAUUCGAUUUUGAUUUUGAGAGAAAAGUGUUAGCUGAAGCAGAGAAGGAAAGCCAGAACUGGAGCAGGCUUGGGAUGGAAAACCUUCCACCUAGAACUACAGAAUCAACAUCUUCAACGGGAUCUAUUGCAGAUCCUGUGGUGAGCAAAUAUAUUUCAAUGGGGCUCAGCCGUGAUGCUGUUUCACUUGCAGUUGCAAAUUAUGGAGAUGAUCCAACCAAGGUUCGGGAUUUUGUCAAUGGCUACACACUCCUACGAGAAAUGGGAUUUUCGUCAAGCAAUGUAGCAGAGGCCUUAGUUGUGUAUGAGAACGACACAGACAAGGCACUAGCACAUUUCCUUAACAGUUCUUCGUAAGAAUACUGGAAACAUGUUGAUGUCCGUACUGCCGAAUAUUGGACUGAUGUUAUGCAAACUGUUGUGUUUUUUUGUUGUUGUUGAACUCUGGCUUUGUUCUGAUUGUAGAUAACAUUAUGGUAUUUGUACAACGUCGUUGCGCCAUUCAGUGCAUUUCUAUAUCAUAUAAAUAAAUUCGAUGAAGUUUGUACACAACUGAUACACUGACAUAUGAUAGAAAGAUAUAGUACGGUAUA